AUGCCUCCAGUCCGACCCGAUGCUCAAUCCAAACCCAAAUCUAAACGCUCUAGGAAGGCACGUAACAAGAAGGUCCCGGAUCGCUUUGACCAGGGGAUGAGAGAUAUGGUCGAACAAGGCUUGUGGGGUCAACGAUUGUGUCCCGAAGGGGUUGAGGCAUCCCCAGACACCCAGCCCACUUGUGGGACCUUCGAAUUGAACAACAUGGUGGGAGCAGUUGAGAGUUACACUUGGAGUCCUCCGUCCUCCAGUGUAUCUCAGUCGAGGGCAACCUCAAGGUCCACAUCUGCGCGGUCUUCCCGAUCGAAUUCGCCAAACACCACGAUGGAGACAGAGCCGCAGGCACCGGCGCUUCACGACGUCGCCAAUAUGGGAGGAGACCCGAGUUUGGCCCCUCUCUACUGCCACGCGCCGUACUACAGUCCGAACCCGCUCCCCUAUCCAAUCAUCGCUUCGAACCAAUUCUCCGGUAGAUCAUCUGCCGCAGCGGGUUUUCCUCUCCACGAGAACAUGGGAGCCCAGCCGUCCCUGGCUGAUCCCUGGCAUAUUCAUGUCCUUCUCAGCAGCCUGCAGCAGAUGUCCGACGGAGCUCACCCUUCACAUCCGAACUCAUCGUCGGCAUCCGACUCGACCCACUCUCUCGGAUACUCCGGCGACUACUAUGUCUCCCCUCCUCCCCCUUCGCCUUCCGGUUUCCCAUAUUCUUCAAACAACUCCGCUAACCCCACGCCUCCUCCUCAUCCUUAUCCAUUCGAUUUCCAAAGCCAGCCUACUCAAUACCAGUACACGAACAACUCACAUCCAGACGAGUCAGAGUCACGGUGGAGCCCGACAAGUCUGAAUACCGCAUCAUCCAGCUCCGACAGCGAAUGUUGGCCGUUCACGCGCGGCCACACCAGCAUCCAGAACGCUCAAGAUACUAUUCCAAGAGUCGCAGUAGCGGACCCUCAGGCUGUCGACUUUAUCAUGCACUUCAAUUGCAACUCUGCCAGCGGAUCCGCGAACCGCACUCAGUACUAG
Molecule: messenger RNA, 1020 nt
Organism: Coprinopsis cinerea okayama7#130
Lineage: Eukaryota; Fungi; Basidiomycota; Agaricomycetes; Agaricales; Psathyrellaceae
Exons: 2
Coding region: 1-1020 (339 amino acids)
Source: RefSeq, a predicted model, not a curated record